Mesorhabditis spiculigera is the source of this 1863-nucleotide messenger RNA. The record is from the annotation of a GenBank genome assembly. Lineage: Eukaryota; Metazoa; Nematoda; Chromadorea; Rhabditida; Rhabditidae.
AUGGCCGGGAUCGUUCGCCAAUCAAAAUUUCGACAUGUCUACUGCAAGCCGGUGAAGCACGAGCAAUGUAUGAGUGAUAUUAAGGUUACCGAAAUUACAUGGGAUUCGCUUUUCUGUGCGGUCAACCCGAAAUUCAUCGCGUUUAUUCACAGAGGGUCUGGAGGAGGCCCGUUUAUGGUCGUUCCGGUGAAUAAGGUUGGACGUGUUGAUAAGGAUAUCCCAUUUGUCGAUGCUCACAAAGCGCCAUGUCUCGAGAUUGCCUGGUCCCCUUUUAACGAUAAUGUCAUUGCUUCAUGCUCGGAGGAUACUACGGCAAAGGUGUGGCUAAUCCCAGAAGGUGGGCUUCGCAAGAACAUCACCGAACCUGUUGUCGAACUUUUGGGGCAUCAGAAACGUGUCAACACUAUCGCCUGGCAUCCGGUGGCUGCCAAUCUGCUCCUUACCGCUGGUGGUGAAAAUGUGAUGUACAUGUGGAACGUUGGCACUGGGGAAGCCCUGCUUGAGAUCGCCGGACAUCCUGAUCAAAUCUGGUCCGUAGCCUUCAACUAUGAUGGCAGUCGCUUUAUCACCUGCUGCAAGGACAAGAAGCUCAGGAUUUUCAACUCUCAUACUGGUGAUGUUCUCCACGAGGGUAUGGGACAUGAAGGAGUCAAGCCACAAAGAGCCAUCUUCGUACGCGACGGCAGGGUGGUGACCACUGGUUUUACGAAACGCUCAGAGAGGUUGUAUGCGCUAAGGUCUCAGGAGAACCUAUCCACUCCCAUCAUGCAAGAUGAGCUUGACACCUCCAACGGUGUGCUUUUCCCGUUUUACGAUGAGGACACUGGCCUGGUGUAUCUGGUCGGAAAGGGCGACUGCGCAAUCCGAUACUACGAAGUUAACGAUGAUCCUCCAUACAUGCAUUACAUCAAUACCUACACUACAAAUGAGCCCCAGAGAGCUGCUGCUUUCCAGAGCAAGCGAGGGCUGUGUUCGGAGGAGAAUGAACUUCAGAGAAUCUACAAGCUUACCACGAAGGGUGUCGUCGAUAUCCUUCAAUUCUUCUGCCCCAGGAAGUCAGAUCUUUUCCAGCACGAUCUCUACCCCGAUACUCGAUCCCUUCAGCCUGCGCUUACCGCCGAAGAGUUUAUGGAUGGCAAGGAUGCCGAGCCUAACCGACAGCCGGUCAAUGCUGCCGCUGCAGCUGCAGCCAACAAGCCGAAGGUUCAGGUCGCCAAGAAGGCCAACAUCUUGAAUACACUGACUGCCACCCCAGCCACCGAGGCUGCUCCGCAGUCAUACAAGGAACAAACCUCACCUCAGCCGACCAAGCAGGCUGCUUCACCCCGACCUGCUCAACAACGAAAAGUGGUUGUUGACGAUGAUAUGGGAAUCGUCACUGCCUCCACCCCUUCUCCAAGACGAUCUUCUGCUGCUCCCUCCGCUGAGCCACCAAAGGAGGAGAACAACCCCAUGAUCCCGAGGAAUCAGGUGAAGCUCCGCUCUCGCGCCGAUCAUGAUGACGGAGCCCCACCUUCAGCUGGCCAGCGACGAGCAGCUGCGGAACUCGAGAGAAUCCGCAGGGAUCAGGGUCGUCUUCCCGAUGAUGACGAUCGUGCUCAGGCGGCCUCGAGAGCAUCAACAGUAUCCAAGACCUCGGAACGCCCGACUUCUCAAGCUUCUUCCAGAGUUAGCCGCGUUGGAGUGGAUAUGUCGGCUUCCUCUGAUGCUCCGGUAAUGCUCAGCGAUAGUGGCCCCGGUUCUAUGGAAGAGCUGGUUGGUGAUUUGCAAAAGAUGAAGAUGAUCCUCCGCCAGCAUGAACGCCGAAUUCGACUCCUCGAAGACCAGCUUGCCGACAUGGCAAUGGCCUACACCCACAAUUUC